Messenger RNA from Postia placenta MAD-698-R-SB12, 577 nucleotides. RefSeq lists its product as hypothetical. Bases 322 to 495 code for a protein of 57 amino acids. The record is from RefSeq and is a predicted model, not a curated record. The transcript is spliced from 2 exons. Lineage: Eukaryota; Fungi; Basidiomycota; Agaricomycetes; Polyporales; Adustoporiaceae.
GUUCCUUUCGCUAGAACUUGCGCUGCAGCUUUAUUGGGCUUUAGGAUAGCACUUGCAUGAGCGGCUUCCCUAGUACUAACGUGAUGACGCCGGAACGAAUCCGAGCACUGUCGAACACUGUCGGAGGAUAGCUGUCGUGACGGUCGGUUUCUCGUAAUGCCUGGACAACUGUCCGGCGCAGUCACCGAUGGUCAGACAUCUCAUUGCAGACUCCGGACUCCCAUUAUCUUGCUGCUGCUCUCAGUGAGAAUGGUUCUGCUUGUGUUCGAAAGACUCUGUCGACAUGCGUCUCAUAUCGGUUAAACCGACAUAACACAUUGCAUGAUUGUUUUGUUCGACAAGCUUGUCCUCUGUCACUCGGCCAUCGCUCCCCAUCCGCUGACUCGAAGCGACAUGUUUGUGGGAUGCAGUGCUUUGCGACCUGUUCCAGUCAGGAUUAACAAUACACUAGUCAUCGAACUUGCUGUGCACGGGCUGUGUAAUAUUGGGCGCUAACUAUGACUUGCAAUCACGUGCAAGAACCGCUGCGACGACUGAAAUGGUCAUAAGCGCAGUGGCCACCGCUGCUUGAACGACC